AUGUCCUGUGUGCAUUAUAAAUUUUCUUCUAAACUCAACUAUGAUACCGUCACCUUUGAUGGGCUCCACAUCUCCCUCUGCGACUUAAAGAAGCAGAUUAUGGGGAGAGAGAAGCUGAAAGCUGCCGACUGCGACCUGCAGAUCACCAACGCACAGACGAAAGAAGAAUAUACUGAUGAUAAUGCUCUAAUUCCUAAAAAUUCAUCUGUAAUUGUUAGAAGAAUUCCUAUUGGAGGUGUUAAAUCUACAAGCAAGACAUAUGUUAUAAGUCGAACUGAACCAGUGAUGGGAACUUCAAAAGCAAUUGAUGACUCUUCUGCGUCUAUUUCUCUGGCCCAGCUUACAAAGACUGCCAAUCUGGCUGAAGCCAAUGCUUCUGAAGAAGAUAAAAUUAAAGCAAUGAUGUCGCAAUCUGGCCAUGAAUACGACCCGAUCAAUUACAUGAAGAAACCUUUAGGUCCACCACCUCCAUCUUAUACUUGUUUCCGUUGUGGUAAACCUGGCCAUUAUAUUAAGAAUUGCCCAACAAAUGGGGAUAAGAACUUUGAAUCUGGUCCUAGGAUUAAAAAGAGCACUGGAAUUCCCAGAAGUUUUAUGAUGGAAGUGAAAGAUCCUAACAUGAAAGGUGCAAUGCUUACCAACACUGGAAAAUAUGCCAUACCAACUAUAGAUGCAGAGGCAUAUGCAAUUGGGAAGAAAGAAAAACCACCUUUUUUGCCAGAAGAACCAUCAUCAUCUUCAGAAGAAGAUGAUCCUAUCCCAGAUGAGUUGUUGUGUCUCAUCUGCAAAGAUAUUAUGACUGAUGCUGUUGUCAUUCCCUGCUGUGGAAACAGUUACUGUGAUGAAUGUAUAAGGACAGCACUCUUGGAAUCAGAUGAACAUACAUGUCCAACAUGUCAUCAGAAUGACGUCUCUCCUGACGCUUUAAUUGCCAAUAAGUUCUUACGACAGGCUGUUAAUAACUUCAAAAAUGAAACUGGUUAUACGAAAAGACUAAGAAAACAGUUACCCCCACCCCCUCCCCCAAUACCACCUCCAAGACCACUCAUCCAGCGGAACCUACAGCCUCUGAUGAGAUCUCCAAUAUCAAGACAGCAAGAUCCUCUGAUGAUUCCAGUGACAUCUUCAUCAACUCACCCGGCUCCAUCUAUGUCUUCACUAACCUCUAAUCAGUCUUCUUUGGCCCCUCCUGUCCCUGGAAAUCCAUCUUCUGCCCCAGCCCCCGUACCUGAUAUAACUGCAACAGUCUCCAUAUCAGUCCACUCAGAAAAAUCAGAUGGACCUUUUCGGGAUUCAGAUAAUAAAAUACUGCCAGCUGCAGCACUUGCAUCAGAACAUUCAAAGGGAGCUUCUUCAAUUGCAAUUACUGCUCUUAUGGAAGAGAAGGGUUACCAGGUGCCUGUACUUGGAACCCCCUCUUUGCUUGGACAGUCAUUAUUGCAUGGACAAUUGAUCCCCACAACUGGUCCAGUAAGAAUAAAUGCUGCUCGUCCAGGUGGUGGUCGACCAGGUUGGGAACAUUCCAACAAACUUGGAUACUUGGUUUCUCCACCACAGCAAAUUAGAAGAGGAGAGAGAAGCUGCUACAGAAGUAUAAACCGUGGACGACACCACAGCGAAAGAUCACAGAGAACUCAAGGCCCGUCACUGCCAGCGACUCCAGUGUUUGUUCCUGUCCCACCCCCUCCCUUGUAUCCGCCUCCUCCCCACACACUUCCUCUCCCAGGUGUUCCUCCACCACAGUUCUCUCCUCAGUUUCCUCCUGGCCAGCCACCACCUGCUGGGUAUAGUGUUCCCCCUCCAGGGUUUCCUCCAGCUCCAACCAAUUUAUCCGCACCUUGGGUGUCAUCUGGAGUACAGACUGCUCAUUCUAAUACCAUCCCAACAACACAAGCACCACCUUUGUCCAGGGAAGAAUUCUAUAGAGAGCAACGACGACUAAAAGAAGAGGAAAAGAAAAAGUCCAAGCUAGAUGAGUUUACAAAUGAUUUUGCUAAGGAAUUGAUGGAAUACAAAAAGAUUCAAAAGGAGCGUAGGCGCUCAUUUUCCAGGUCCAAGUCUCCCUAUAGUGGUUCAUCCUAUUCAAGAAGUUCAUAUACUUAUUCUAAAUCAAGAUCUGGUUCAACACGGUCACGUUCUUAUUCUCGAUCAUUUAGCCGCUCACAUUCUCGUUCCUAUUCACGAUCACCUCCGUACCCCAGAAGAGGACGAGGAAAGAGUCGAAAUUACCGUUCACGGUCUAGAUCGCACGGGUAUCAUCGAUCUAGGUCAAGGUCACCUCCAUAUAGACGGUAUCACUCACGAUCAAGAUCUCCUCAAGCAUUUAGGGGACAGUCUCCUAAUAAACGUAAUGUACCUCAAGGAGAAACAGAGCGUGAAUAUUUUAACAGAUUCAGAGAAGUUCCACCACCUUAUGACAUGAAAGCUUAUUAUGGGAGGAGUGUUGACUUUAGAGACCCAUUUGAGAAAGAACGUUAUCGAGAAUGGGAGAGAAAAUAUCGAGAGUGGUAUGAAAAAUAUUACAAAGGCUUUGCUACUGGAGCACAGCCUAGACCAUCAGCAAAUAGAGAGAACUUUUCUCCAGAAAGAUUUUUACCACUUAACCUUAGGAAUUCUCCCUUCACAAGAGGCCGCAGAGAGGAUUACUCUGGUGGACAGAGUCAUAGAAGUCGAAAUGUAGGUGGCAACUAUCCAGAAAAGCUUUCAUCGAGAGACAGUCACAAUCAGAAGGAUAAUACAAAGUCAAAAGACAAGGAAGGUGAAAAUGCUCCAGGAGAUGGUAAAGGAAAUAAACAUAAGAAACAUCGAAAAAGAAGAAAGGGGGAAGAAAGUGAAGGCUUUCUGAACCCAGAGUUAUUAGACACUUCUAGGAAAUCAAGAGAGCCUACAAGUGGUGAGGAAAAUAAAACAGACUCAUUGUUUGUUCUCCCAAGUAGAGAUGAUGCUACACCUGUUAGAGACGAACCAAUGGAUGCUGAAUCCAUUACUUUUAAAUCAGUGUCUGAAAAAGACAAGAGAGAAAAAGAUAAACCUAAAGCAAAAGGUGACAAGACCAAACGGAAAAAUGAUGGAUCUACUGUAUCCAAAAAAGAAACUGUUGUAAAACCUGCUAAAGGACCCCAAGAAAAACUAGAUGGAGAGCGUGAAAAAUCUCCUCGAUCUGAACCUCCACUUAAAAAAGCCAAAGAGGAGACCCCGAAGACUGACAAUGUGAAAUCAUCGUCUUCCUCUCAAAAAGAUGAAAAGACGGUUGGUACCCCCAGAAAAGCUCACUCAAAGUCAGUAAAGGAGCACCAGGAGACAAAACCAGUCAAAGAGGAAAAAGUGAAGAAGGACUACUCCAAAGACAUCAAGUCAGAGAAGGUAACUAGUAAGGAAGAAAAGGCCAGGAAGCCUAAUGAGAAAAGUAAACCACUUGAUAGCAAGGGAGAAAAAAGGAAGAGAAAAACUGAAGAAAAAAGUGUAGAUAAAGAUUUUGAGUCAUCUUCAAUGAAAAUCUCUAAAUUAGAAGUAACUGAAAUAGUGAAACCAUCACCCAAGCGCAAAAUGGAGCUUGAUAUUGAAAAGAUGGAUAGGACACCUGAAAAAGACAAAAUUUCAUCAUCAGCUGCUCCAGCCAAAAAAAUCAAGCUUAACAGAGAAACGGGUAAAAAAAUUGGAAGUACAGAAAAUGUAUCUAACACAAAAGAACCCUCUGAAAAAUUGGAAUCAACAUCCAGCAAAGUGAAACAAGAAAAAGUCAAAGGAAAGGUCAGGCGGAAAGUGACUGGAACUGAAGGAUCCAGCUCAACACUUGUGGAUUAUACCAGUACCAGUUCGACUGGAGGCAGUCCUGUGCGGAAAUCUGAAGAAAAAACAGAUACAAAGCGAACUGUCAUUAAAACAAUGGAAGAAUAUAAUAAUGACAACACAGCUCCUGCUGAAGAUGUUAUUAUUAUGAUCCAGGUUCCCCAAUCCAAAUGGGAUAAAGAUGACUUUGAAUCUGAAGAAGAAGAUGUUAAAUCCACCUCACAGCCUAUAUCAAGUGUAGGAAAACCUGCCAGUAUUAUAAAAAAUGUUAGCACUAAACCACCAAAUGCAAUCAAGUAUACUGAAAAAGAAAGUGAAUCAUCAGAGAAAAUUCAGAAACUCGCCAAGGAAGUGAGCCAUGAAAUUGCACAGCAUGAGGUCAAAAGUUCAAAAAACUCUGCGUCUAGUGAAAAAGGGAAAACCAAAGAUCGAGAUCACUCAGUACUGGAAAAGGAAAACCCAGAAAAGAGAAAGAACAGCAGCACUCAGCCAGAGAAAGAUAGUAAUCUGGGCCGUCUGAGUGAGCAAGGAGAUUUUAAAGGUCUGCCUCAGUCUUCCAAAGAGACUAGAACUUCUGGGAAAGAAGAUAAGCAUGAUUCCAUUCGAGGGUCCUCAAAUAAAGACUUCACUCCCAACAGAGACAAAAAAGCUGAUUAUGACAACAGAGAGUAUUCAAGUUCCAAACGUAGAGAUGAAAGGAAUGAAUUAACAAGAAGAAAAGACUCUCCUCCUCGGAGUAAAGACUCUGCAUCUGGACAAAAAACUAAGCCAAGGGAGGAGAGAGAGUUGCCUAAAAAAGGAACAGGAGAUUCCAAAAAAAGUAAUUCUAGUCCCACGAGAGACAAAAAACCUCAUGAUCAUAAAGCCACUUAUGAUACUAAACGCUUAAGUGAAGAGACAAAAUCUGUAGAUAAAAAUCCCUGUAAAGAUCGUGAGAAACAUAUGUUAGAGGCAAAGAACAAUAAAGAGUCAAGUGGCAAUAAAUCACUUAGUAUACUUAACCCACCUGAGGCACAGAUUGAGAAAGAGCAAGUUACUGGGCAAAUUGAUAAGAACACCAUCAAGCCUAAGCCCCAGUUAAGUCACUCCUCUCGACUGUCCUCUGACUUAACUAGAGAAACUGAUGAAGCUGCUUUUGAACCAGACUAUAAUGAAAGUGAUAGUGAAAGCAAUGUGUCUAUAAAAGAGGAAGAAACUGCAGGAAAGGUUUCUAAGGAACUGAAAGAUAAAGUAGUGGAGAAAGCAAAGGAGAGCCUGGACACGGCAGCAGUCAGCCAGGCAGGCGUCACCAGGAGCCAGAGUCAGAGCAGCCCGAGUGUCAGUCCAAGCAGAAGUCACAGCCCUUCUGGAAGCCAAACCCGGAGCCACAGCAGCAGUGCCAGCUCUGCAGAAAGUCAGGACAGCAAGAAGAAGAAGAAAAAGAAGGAAAAGAAAAAGCACAAGAAACAUAAAAAGCAUAAGAAGCAUAAGAAGCAUGCAGGCACUGAAGCAGAAUUGGAAAAAAGCCAAAAACACAAACAUAAGAAAAAGAAGUCAAAGAAGAGCAAAGAUAAAGAAAAGGAGAAGGAGAAGGAUGACCAAAAAGUGAAAUCUGUCACUGUGUAGAAGGGCAGAUUUUUAAAAAUUGACUUAAUUCCUAAGUCAUCUGUAUUAAAUUUUGUUAUAAUGUAAAGAGAUUCAAGCCUUGUAAAUAAUGAUACGGAAGACCCUGUGCUGCACUUAAAAUAUUGCUGCUUGAUUUGAUUUUUACAUCAGAGCUUUAUAACACGAACUUUUGUACAGAAUUGUGAGUUGUGACCAUGUAACAUGAGAGGUUUUGCUAGGGCCUAUUAUUUUUAACCACCAUUAAUUAGUUGGGGUGGAGUUUACUGUACUGUGAAAUUUUCACAUUUGAAUUUUUUUAAUUGCCUGGCAAAAGCUGAUAUCAGUUCUAAAAUAUCAGCAGAAUGAUUUGCUGAAUUCAUUACAACCCUGUUAUGUCACUUUUUGAUUACAAUAAAAGUUUUCAGUAAACUUUUCAAA
Messenger RNA from Bubalus bubalis (water buffalo), 5811 nucleotides. It is a transcript of the gene RBBP6, whose product is annotated as RB binding protein 6, ubiquitin ligase. Bases 1 to 5394 code for a protein of 1797 amino acids. Gene Ontology annotation, biological process: ubiquitin-dependent protein catabolic process; protein ubiquitination; mRNA processing. The transcript has 18 exons. NCBI's taxonomy places the organism in Eukaryota, Metazoa, Chordata, Mammalia, Artiodactyla, Bovidae. Gene Ontology annotation, cellular component: nucleus. Gene Ontology annotation, molecular function: nucleic acid binding; zinc ion binding; ubiquitin protein ligase activity. The record is from RefSeq and is a predicted model, not a curated record.